AAAACAAUAUCAUUUCUUGUAUUAGCAGCCAUGGGAUUCUUGAAAAUCUUUCUUGUUUUCAUCUUUUGUUCUUUCCCAUGGCCUACUAUUCAGAAUGAUCUCGAGACUUAUAUAGUCAAUGUUGAAUCCCCUGAAAGCGUAAUUUCUACUCAAUCAUCGGUAACAGAUUUAGACAACUAUUAUCUUUCUUUUUUGCCUAAAACUACAACAAUCAGCUCAAGUGGAAAUGAAGAGCCUGCUAGCAUGCUCUAUUCCUUUCACAAUGUGAUGAAAGGAUUUUCAGCAAGAUUAACAGCAGCACAAGUGAAGGAAAUGGAGAAGAAACACGGCUUUGUCUCUGCUCAGAAACAGAGGAUUUUCACCUUGCAUACUACUCAUACUCCAAGCUUUCUUGGUUUGCAACAGAACAUGGGCUUGUGGAAGGAUUCCAACUAUGGGAAAGGCGUGAUCAUCGGAGUUAUAGACACUGGAAUUUAUCCUGACCAUCCUUCGUUUAGCGACGGUGGGAUGCCUCCUCCACCUGCUAAGUGGAAAGGAGUUUGUGAGUCCAAUUUCAAAACCAAGUGUAACAACAAGCUCAUUGGAGCCAGGUCUUACCAACUUGCCAAUGGUUCUUUGAUAGAUGAUAAUGGACAUGGUACACACACAGCGGGCACAGCUGCAGGAACCUUUGUGAAUGGUGCUAAUGUAUUUGGGAAUGCUAAUGGCACUGCAGUUGGUGUUGCUCCUCUUGCCCAUAUAGCCAUAUAUAAGGUAUGUGGUUCCGAUGGCAAGUGUUCUGACAGUGAUAUUUUAGCUGCCAUAGAUUCAGCUAUAGAUGAUGGAGUAGAUAUUCUUUCAAUAUCCCUGGGUGGAUCUCCGAGCCCUUUCUAUGACGACAAUAUUGCUCUCGGGGCGUACAGUGCAACAGAAAGAGGCAUUCUUGUAAGUUGUGCUGCAGGCAAUGAUGGUCCUUCUACUGCCUCGGUAGGAAAUGCAGCCCCGUGGAUCCUUACAGUAGGUGCCAGCACAGUUGAUAGAAAGAUAAAAGCUACUGUUAAACUUGGAAAUAGAGAGAAAUAUGAAGGAGAAUCUGCUUAUCGUCCAAAGAUUUCCAACUCAACAUUCUUCACUCUAUUUGAUGCUGCAAAAAAUGCAAGUGAAACUCCUUAUUGCAAACCAGGGUCACUCACUGACCCUGCUAUAAGAGGAAAGAUAGUAUUAUGUCUACAAGAUGAUGUCGUUUCCAAUAUUGAUAAAGGACAAGCUGUGAAGGAUGCUGGAGGUGUUGGCAUGAUUAUCAUUAACCAGCCAAGUUACGGUGCCACUAAAUCAGCUGAUGCUCAUGUUCUUCCAGCAAUGGAUGUUUCAGCUGCAGAUGGAAAAAAAAUCCUUUCUUAUAUGAACUCAACAUCGAACCCUGUCGCUACAAUCACAUUCCAAGGAACAGUAAUUGGAGAUAAAAAUGCUCCCAUAGUAGCUGCAUUUUCUUCUCGCGGACCAAGUGAAGCUAGUCCUGGCAUCUUGAAACCUGACAUAAUCGGUCCUGGUGUUAAUAUCCUUGCUGCUUGGCCCAUCUCUGUGGAUGACAACAGAAACACCAAAUCCAGAUUCAAUAUUAUAUCAGGCACCUCAAUGUCUUGCCCUCACCUUAUUCCCUGA
Solanum tuberosum (potato) is the source of this 1641-nucleotide messenger RNA. Its product is annotated as subtilisin-like protease SBT1.2. The transcript is spliced from 2 exons. The coding region runs from base 31 to 1641 and encodes 536 amino acids. The record is from RefSeq and is a predicted model, not a curated record. Lineage: Eukaryota; Viridiplantae; Streptophyta; Magnoliopsida; Solanales; Solanaceae. Gene Ontology annotation, biological process: proteolysis. Gene Ontology annotation, molecular function: serine-type endopeptidase activity.